This is a messenger RNA of Anneissia japonica, 8623 nucleotides long. RefSeq lists its product as uncharacterized. The record is from RefSeq and is a predicted model, not a curated record. NCBI's taxonomy places the organism in Eukaryota, Metazoa, Echinodermata, Crinoidea, Comatulida, Comatulidae. The coding region runs from base 231 to 6530 and encodes 2099 amino acids. The transcript is spliced from 17 exons.
AUCGUCACCACAAUCAGCAUCAACAUCAAGGCCUAGGCUUAUUAUUUAAAUUCUACCGCCAUCUAUAAAAAGUCACUUGCGAUCUUUAAUUUGUUUGCGAGAAAAGAGAGGAGAAGAGGAGGAGCUACUGCUUGUUUUAAAAAGUUUACGGCCACAUCUUCUCUGUCGUCUUCGUACUGUGAUGUGACGUUUGUGCAUAAUUUUAAGUGGAAGGUUUUCUUUUGGACUAAAUGGCGUUGUUGCAAUUAAAAUAUUUCGGGAUCUUAAGGUUACAGAUUGUAUUCACAAUAUGUUGCCUUUGGCCAGUUGUGUGUAAAAGCGAGAUUCUUAUCAGUGAGAUCAAUGCGGAUAAUCCAACGUAUGAUAUUCGCGAGUUUAUAGAAUUUGUAAAUAACGGAACACAAGCUGUAAAUCUUUCAAGUUAUACUGUAGUGCUAUACAAUGGUAAUAAUAAUCAAGCUUAUUUUGUUAGAAGACUAAGUGGGAUGUUGCAACCUGGUGAUUAUUAUUUGUUAGGAUCAGGAAACGUACGACCUGUACCAGAUAUAAUAAUCUCGCAGAGAAUCAUUCAAAAUGGUUUGGACGCAGUUGCGUUAUAUAAAUCACCAACAGUGAAUUUAAUACGUGGAUUGCUUGUAACAAAUGAAUCUCUUGUUGAUGCAGUUGUUUACGAUAAUGGUGGUUUUACAGGCUCGCAUACGUUACUUGAUGUUCUCACGCCUGGACAGACCGCUGCUUAUGAAAAUGCGUUUGCUUCACCGGUCAAUGAUGAGUCUAUUAGCAGAUGUGAUUGGUCAGGUGUCCGGAAUUCAUCAUAUUUUGCUGUAAUGCCACUCUCUCCGGGAGCAUCAAAUCCGUGCAAUGCGACAACACUUCAGUCUGUACCUUCAACACCUUCACCCAAUGUGACAGUGUCACCGAUACGUAUAUCUGAAAUCAAUGCAGAUAAUCCUGGAAGCGAUUUUAUGGAGUUCAUUGAACUUUAUAAUAAUGGAAAUUCAGAAGUGAAUCUUGAUAACUAUACUGUUGCGCUGUUCAAUGGACGAAACAACAGAGUUUAUCGCCUGUUCUACCUGACUGGUUAUUCGGUUGCGGCUAACGGAUACUUCUUGAUUGGAUCUUAUCGUAUUAAUCCCUCACCAGACUAUAUUGUACCAAACGCAUCAAAUGCAAACUUCCUCCAAAGUGGUCCCGAUGCCGUGGCUGUUUAUUACGGGGAUCGCAAUCUCAUCUCAACCGGUAUGCGUACAAGUAGAAAUCUUGAUUUACUUGUAGAUGCUGUUGUUUAUGACAGACGCGCAGGACGGUUGUUGUCAUUAACAACAGUUCUCACACCAGGCGAGGGCACUGUACAUGAAGACAGGAAUUAUUUCAGUGGUGAUGAUGAAUCAAUAAGUAGAUGCAGGGGCAUGGAUGCAAGAAAGGCAUUUCCAUUUAGACUGACCCCUGCCACUCCUGGUGCUCCGAAUAACUGCACUUUACCAGAGCCGACACCUACUCCAACACCAACCAGUCCCAAUAGUACGUGCGAGGAAAUUUCUCAAAACAGGGUGUUCAUUAAUGAACUUCAUAUAGGGACUGAUGGACCACAAUACAUUGAGCUCAUUUUACCAGCUAAACAAAAUAUGGACAAUUAUAUCCUUGCAAUAUUUAGAGGCAACUCUGGCUCUUUAUAUAGAACCAUUCAUCUUAGUGGUUACACACCAAGUGAUAUAUUUUUUGUAAUAGGUCACCCAAGUGAUUCGUACACACCAGAUGUUGUCAUUGAAGGCUUCAGGUUUCCACGCCGUGGCAUCAAUGCUAUUGCUCUUUAUUCUGGUGAUGCUAAUACUCUAAUUGGAAAUUCAGAUGUCACAACUUGUAAUCUUCUCGAUGCUGUUGUCUAUGGUAGGUCUCUGUACCUUAACAACAUUCUGCGCCAGACUUUGAUACCAGGACAAGAACCUCUGACACUGCCAUCAAACACCGAUGUAGAAGUGUUGUCACUUGGACGAUGUCGAGGAUGGAAGCCUUCAAUUUUAAGUUCAUAUAGAACGAUGCCUUUGUCUCCAGGAAUAGAGAAUACUUGCCAGAUUCCUCAGAUUUAUAUUAAUGAGAUAAAUAUUUACGAGACUGCUGAGUCUGGACAAUUUAUAGAAAUUUAUGAUGGGGGAGUAGGACAUGUGUCUUUGGAUGGUGUCGUAAUUUUGGCCUACAGCAAAUAUUUGUUUUUUGGAUCUGCUUUUGACUUGACAGGAGCGACUACUGACAUAGAUGGAUUUUUUGUUGUUUCAUCUGCGGGAAGCAAUGUUAAUUUAAGUCCACCACUGGGAGUGGCUCUUCUUUUGGGUCCACCAAAUUAUGAAGUUGCUUCAAAGAUCAAUGAAAAAAUUGAUGCUAUUGUCUGUGGAAAUGAAGGGGAAGUGAAUUUGGAUUUCCUUGAGAAGCUAACCCCCGGGCAAGACCAGGUUAAUAUUCCUGCACAGCCAGAGAGCAUCAGUAGAUGCGAUACAUCACAACGUCUAAGUAAUGCUAUGUUUGGACAUGGGCCUCGUACUGAAUGGGAAUUGAAUACCAACUGCACAAGGAAUAACUUGACAGUUACUGAGACUUUACCUGUAUAUCAAAAUUUGAUCAGAAUUAAUGAAAUAAAUGUAAAUCAACCAGGACACGAUGCUGCAGAGUUCAUUGAACUAUCUGGCAAUAUUAAUACAAGUUUAGAUGGACUCAAAGUGGUGCUGUUUAAUGGAAGGAAUCGAGAAAAGGCUUACCGUGUUUUUGAUCUAACUGGCUACCAAAUGGACUCCUAUGGUUUCUUUCUUAUUGGUGCGCCAGUGAAUGGUUCGCAACCACAGAUAGAGGUUACAGAUAGGGCAUGGCUGCAGAACGGACCUGAUGCUGUCGCUCUUUAUCAGAAUUCAGACAUUGUUGUUGGUGACCAGGCCAACACCGUAAAUAUUAUUGAUGCUAUUGUCUACGGCACAAGGCAACGUGUUGAUCGCCGACUAAUCCGGCUUCUGGUUCCGGGACAAAAGCAAAUUAUGGAAGAUACAAAUCAUGUUGAAGGUGAUGAAGCUAUCCUACGAUGUUUCUCACGCAAGGCUUUGGAACAAUAUGCUUUCGGUCUCGGUUAUCCAUCUCCUGGAAAACCUAACAUAUGUCCCUUACCACCAGUGAUCAUUAAUGAAAUUAAUAUCCAUACGGAAGGCCGUACCGGAGUUUAUAUUGAACUUAAAACCCCAGGCAAACCUAACUUUCCUCUGGAUAACUUGACUCUGGUUGAAUAUGUAGCUGAUAGCGACCUCAACAAAUUUUCAGUUAUUGAUAAUGUACGUACCAAUAGGGAUGGCCUCUUGCUACUAGCAGACUUUGGAUCCCUAUUACCAAUGGACGCUUUGCUUUUUACUGGCCUUUCUGAUUUGGGGGACACUGAGGGAGCUAUUGCUCUUUUCCGCGGUGAAUUCCGUGAAGUUUAUUCACGAGAUACCGCGACUUCUGAGGGGUUGGUGGAUGCUAUCAUAUUUAAGAAACAACAUGGAGGUUCUAUUUGGCAGGGGCCACCAAAUAUUCCUUUAACCAAAUUUGGACAUGUUGUAGUUGAGACGUUCGAUGAGAGUGUGGUGGAUGAGUCUGUAAAUCGCUGUGAAUACGAAAAUGAGACGGUUUAUGUGACAAGGACAUUGAGCCCGAAGAUGUUGAACCAUUGUCCGCCGCAUAAUGUAGUAUUGGUUAUCAAUGAACUCAAUAUGUUCCCGGCAGAACAGUAUAUUGAAAUUUGGGAUCUUGGGUUUGGAUCAACUUCUCUUGAUGGGUUUCUUAUCGUUCUAUUUAGUGAAUCUGGCCACUCAUAUUUUACAAUUGAUUUAAAUGGCUAUACAACAGAUCAGGAUGGUUAUCUAGUAGUCGGAGUACGAAUCACUGAACCGUAUCCAGCUUUGACAUUAGCACCAGGUUUUAUGAGGACAUCCACUGGGGCUGUUGCUAUUUAUAAGGCUGCUUUUGAGAUGUUUUCCGAUCAAGGACUUACCACUCCUGUUGGGCUUAUGGAUUGUGUAGUAUAUAGUGACUUUAGUAGACCAGUGUAUAGUUGGACUGCAAACCUGUAUGCAAACCAACAACCCCCACUCUUGUCAUCAAUGUUCCAAUCUUCCGGUCAGUCUCUUAGCAGAUGUUUAUCGCUUGAUCAUAACACACCUACACCAUUCCUUGUAUCCGAUCCUACACCAGAAGCACUAAACGCUUGUCCCGUUCAGACGUAUGAUAUCCUCAUCAAUGAGCUUAAGGUACGCCUUACAUACUCAGGGUCAGAGUUCAUUGAACUGCGAACUGCGAAUGGAGAGUUCAUGGAACUGAAUGGCAUCUCGGUUGUCUUGUACAGUGGCAUUGAUCAAGAUCGGUCGUAUAGGACUAUCGAUCUUACUGGUUACAAUACAGAUGAUGAUGGAUAUUUCUUGAUUGGCAAUGACGAAAGACGAGCUGAUUAUUUUAUAAAGUCUGGUUUUUACGGCUUUCUUCAAACGGGUCCAGGUGCUGUGGCCAUAUAUAGAGCGCCCUCUGGGGCAUUCCUUCAUGGGACAACAGUCACUACAACCAGCCUGAUAGAUGCAGUUGUUUACACUAACGAUUCGGGCGAUAGAACUCUACUCAACACUCUAGCCCCGAAUCAAAUCAUAGUUAAUGAGAAUAGUAUGCACAACAAGGGGGAGGAGUCCAUCUCAAGAUGCCUAAGUCAGCUACCGGUCACAUUCUCUGCUUUUGUGAACUCCCAACCAACACCAGGCACCUUUAAUAAUUGUACGUUGACAAAAAUUCUAAUCAACGAAGUGAAUGCGGAUCAGCCUGGGAAUGACAAUGCUGAUUUUAUCGAGUUAUAUGAUGGUGGGCGCGGAAAUGCAUCUUUGGAUGCGUUAGUAGUGGUGAUAUUUGAUGGUAGUACCAGUAGAAGCAUGAAAACAAUACCUCUUCAAAAUUAUCGAACAGACAGCAAUGGAUACUUUCUAAUAGGUCAUGGAUUGGAGAACUUGGACAUAGAUGUUAACAAUGGAGGUUUCCUAAGCAACGGCCCUGGCGCUGUAGCCCUCUAUAGAGGAGACCAUCGUAACCUGAGUUUUGAACUUUUCCCAACAAGGACCCAUCUUGAGGAUGUAUUGGUGUAUUCAACAAACGAAGAAGUGAACUUAGGCCUGGUGACCAACCUUCUUCCUGGCCAGUCUGAAGUUUUGGAAAAUGCCACUUUCAUUGAGGGGGAUGAAAGUAUUGGACGAUGCUAUAACCAGGACUUACAGAGUAGUAAGGCCUUUGGACUUGGAAAACCAACCCCCAAACAACCCAACGUCUGUAUCGAUAGUAAUACUGGUCAAGGCAGCAAACCACGCAAGUCCGAAAUUGUUAUCAAUGAGAUUAACCCGAGAAGUAGCUCAGACAAUGGACCUCAGUUUAUCGAACUGAAAGGUGAUCCCGGCCAUUAUUUAGAAAGCUUCAUUAUAGUUCUCUACGAGAUCCUAGAAUUAGGUGCAAGAAUAUACUCUCGGUUCAGCCUAGGUAAGAACACUAUUGGAAAAGAUGGCUUCUUCCUGAUAGGUGAGCAGGGAAUGAAUCCAACUGCAGACCUUGAAAUAGGGAAUGGUGCUGAAGAAUUGAUACAUAGUGCUACAUCUGCAGUAGCACUGUAUCUUGGCACAGAAGAAGCAUUCCCAAUUGGAGGGAUAUUGACCACUGAAAACCUGCAAGAUGCCGUGAUUUACACCACGUUUAAUACCUCAACUGCAUCAAAUUAUGUUAUCCAGCAGUUGGCUUCAAAUCAAGGUGUUUUCUAUGAGAAUAACAAGAUCCUGUCGUAUCAGGUGUCCAUUAGCAGGUGUUUUUGCUGCCAAACAAGAAGCACUAAUGCCUUCAUGAUGUCUGCCAUCUCACCCAAAGAAGACAACACUUGUCCACUUAAGAAGUUCCUGAAGACAAUCCAGAUGAGAUUGAUAAAUGCAGACUAUAGCAAGUGGAAAGGAGACAGCUUUUUACUGUCUGCUUUGGUGGAUGUUGUUGUUAGUGGAAUCGAGAGCAAAUGCAAGUGUGGCUUCAGUCCUGCAUAUUUCACAAGAAAUAAGGUCCUAAAUGGAAGUGUUGUAUUUCAGACAGAUAUGUCAGCCAUUACCAAAACACAGGCUGAUCAGCUGUUUGCGAGUUAUAAGUAUUUUAUCCAGAACACAACAUCUGUAAUUGUAGCCAGCCAAAACUUUACUGUAGAUACCAGUUGCAUUGUGGGAUGUGUCCCUGAUGAUGAGUUCAUUGUGCCAAGUAAACAAAGCAGCGAUACUGGAUUGAGUGCUGGUCUUGUUAUAGGUGCAGCUAUUGCUGUUGUUACAUUUGUUGGCAUAGUUAUCGUUAUUGUUUUCAUCAUUAGGAAAAAACAUCUUUGCAAAUGUAGAAAGUCAUUGGAUAUAGAUGUUUUUAAAGUUACUAAGACCCAAGAGCUAAAUGAUCUUGAUGUUCUGGGCACAGUUUAUGAUGUUACAGCGCCCUCUUCAGUUAGUGGGUCUGUACCAUUUCAGCCUUAGUCUUCCAGUCUGUAUAGAGGUCAAUCUCACCUUGAAAUGAAAGAGAGCAACUUAUUUCAACCAAAAAUAAAUAAAUAAAAUAAAAAGUUUAUUGUUUUUAAUAUGAUAAAUAUAUUGAAUAUAUAGUGUUUUCCGGUGGUAUUUCUUCACUGAUUGGGAUGCAUUCCCUUAACAGUGGUUUAUCAAGGAUUUAAGGGAUGGUGUCAAGUUGAUAAGUUUUAAGUUUUUAUCGAGUUGUUGCAAUAUCUAAAUCUUACUUCAUUAUAUUUAGGGUGUGCAUAAUUUGUAGGAAGUAAGGAGUUUUAGGUAUUCCCAACAGUGGUAGAGAAUACACGUUUAAAUGACUCUGACAACAGUAUACUUAAUUUAAAAAUCUUGCAUUGUCUACACAUCUGCAUGAAUACCGUAGUUCCCUGUAUAUAAGCACAUCUCGAGUAUAAGCCCAUUCCCUGCUUUACAUCCUGAUUCAUGAACCAGUGUUUACUCAUGAUUAUGCCUAGGGUAUCAUUUGAAGGAGUAGCUCAGCUGACUUAUAAAUACCUGCAGAAAUAUUUGCCUUUUGAUUGGCCGUCCCUAUGAAUUUAAAGUUGUUUGAUGAGCAGAGAUUCCCCGCGUAUAGCCCCCACCCCCCAAAAAUCAGCCCAAAUUCAUGUUUAAGGGUGUUGGGCUUCUACACAAGGACCUAUGGUAUGUGUAGUUGGGGUGAGUCAGGCAUGCAGUAAAUUGAGUACUGUAUACUCAUAGUUUCAUUAAAUGAUUUGAUAAGUAUUACGUAACACUAAAAAUUCCAUGCCAGUGUACAAUACAUAAAAAUUGGUUAUAAAAUAAGAAUUAAAUUUAAUUAAUUAAUUAAUUAAUUGGCCUAUUAUAAUAUAUGCAUUCCAUUAUUGUGGUUGGAAUCGUUUAAACUUCUUUAAAUUCAAAAGAUUAUGGUGUUACAAAAUUAUUCUUCAACUGCAGAGUUUGUAGGAUUGAAUCUGUUAAUUUCUAUUUAAUAUUAUUGCAUGUUUUUAAUUGUUAUGAUGAUAUCUGAUGAUAUGCUAUAUAAAUAGAAAAUAUAUAGUCUUCAUUAAAUUUGCAAUUUUUAUAUAAAAUAUUUUAUAAAAUAAAUAUAUAUCACAUCUUUUUCAUUUUUAUAAUAACGAUAUUUUGAAAGUUGUUCUUGAAUUCAUGUAUUGUCUUCUCAAUUAAUUUGAAUUUUUAUAUAUAAAGCAUUUUAUUAUUAAGAUGGUAAUAGCAAUGACAGGGUUUUACAUCAUUUAGUGAGAGACUGAUUUGAAGUGGCAAAGUUUGUUUGUCUUUCAUUUUUUUAGUGUACUGCACUUGCGCAGAUACACUCUAUGCUGUGGAAGAGAAAUUCCUGUGUAAGAUUGGAAUGUGUUAAGGUUCACUUGAGGUCAUAUAAUUUGACACAUGUCAAGUACAGUGUGUUGAUAAGAUGACCAAUGGCUGAUAGCACUUUGUCUGAUAAGAGUAAUUUUGACUUAGUUUCUGCAGACUGCAAUAUACUCAUGCUCCUAUCAAGAGCUUAUUUUUUAACACACUGCACUUGCGCUGAUAUACUCUAUGCUGUGGUAGUGUAGUAGUGGAAUGUGUUAAGAUUCAUUUCAGUUCAUUUUUUUAAUUUGACAGGCUUGCCAAAUACAGUUUGAAUAUAGUUUUAUCAGGGAGUUUGUACUUGAUCCUACACUUUGAUAAAUGGCUCAUAGCACCUUGUCUGAUAAUGGACUUUGUUUAGCGUAAUUUUGACCUAGUUUCUGCAGUAUACUCAUUCCCCUAUGAGAAGCCUAUUUUUAUGAUAGGAUGUGGAUGGUGACUGCAGAAUGGGGAUGAUGAUGAAGGCAGGGGCGACUACAGUAAUGAUGAUUAUGUUAGGAUGACUGAUGAUGAUGAGGAUGAUGGUGAUGAUGUCGACAGAUAACAAAUGGCUUAUAUUGUAUAAACCCAUUCAUGUAUUAGGACACCUCCAUUACUGAAUGUGAUUAUGAUAAUUCAUAAGAUGAUUUGCGAUAAUAAUUUCAAUAACAGACAAUGCAAUUGAAGAUUUAAAGUUCAUUUUCUAUGUUAAAGAUUUUUUGUUCCCAAAAAAAAAA